Messenger RNA from Peromyscus eremicus (cactus mouse), 786 nucleotides. RefSeq names its product retinol binding protein 1 (gene Rbp1). Gene Ontology annotation, cellular component: cytosol; nucleus. NCBI's taxonomy places the organism in Eukaryota, Metazoa, Chordata, Mammalia, Rodentia, Cricetidae. Gene Ontology annotation, biological process: fatty acid transport; retinoic acid biosynthetic process; vitamin A metabolic process. The record is from RefSeq and is a predicted model, not a curated record. Gene Ontology annotation, molecular function: fatty acid binding.
AUGGAUCCUCCUGCGGGCUUUGUGCACGCUCGGAAUCCAGCUGUCGCCGGCCAGCGGAGCCGCGUGUCUCCCGAGGGCGCCCAUUUCCGGGCCUCCCAUCACUCGGAGAGCAUUGGCAGCCAGCGUCCGGGCCGAGCCCACAGCCGCUCCCGCCUUCUCGUGUCCGACCACCCCUAGUCUGUCCCCAAAAUGCCUGUGGACUUCAACGGGUACUGGAAGAUGCUGAGCAACGAAAAUUUCGAGGAGUACCUGCGCGCGCUGGAUGUCAACGUGGCCUUGCGCAAAAUCGCCAACUUGCUGAAGCCAGACAAAGAAAUCGUACAGGACGGUGACCACAUGAUCAUCCGCACGCUGAGCACUUUUCGGAACUACAUUAUGGACUUCCAAGUUGGGAAGGAGUUUGAGGAGGACCUGACCGGCAUUGAUGACCGCAAGUGCAUGACCACAGUGAGCUGGGACGGGGACAAGCUCCAGUGUGUGCAGAAGGGCGAGAAGGAGGGGCGUGGCUGGACCCAGUGGAUCGAGGGUGAUGAGCUACACCUGGAGAUGAGAGCCCAGGGUGUGAUCUGCAAGCAAGUAUUCAAGAAAGUGCAGUGAGCAGCCCGAGAAGAUAUCCUUGGUCUUUAGGAACAAGUGGGAUGGGCCCGUGGUGAGGAGCCCCCACCCCCCAGCAUGGGGCUGGAACACAUAGCCACUUAGGCAUCUGCCAGCAAAGUCUGUCUCAUCGCCUUGUCUCUUCCUUUUCUUAAGAAGAAGCCACCCCCAAUAAAGGUCAUCUCUGUUUAA